GUUAUCCUGGUAAAAUGGAACGAGCCAUACCAGAAAUUGGCGUCGUGUGACAGCUCCGGCGUGAUCUUCGUGUGGAUCAAGUACGAAGGCCGGUGGAGCAUUGAGCUGAUCAAUGACAGGAGUACUCCAGUUACACAUUUCUCCUGGUCGCAUGACGGCCGCAUGGCGCUUAUUUGCUAUCAGGAUGGCUUCGUCCUGGUGGGCUCCGUGGCGGGGCAGCGUUACUGGUCUUCAAUGUUGUCCCUCGACGCCCGCAUCACUUGCGGCUGCUGGACUCCUGACGAUAAUCAGGUGUAUCUCGGCACGGCGUCAGCACAACUUGUUGUUAUGGACGUUCACGGCGCUAUGGUAUCACAGGUACAACUGGUCGCUGAGGGUGGAAUAACAUCAAUGGCGUGGUCAUGCGAGAAAUUCAAAAUGGAGGAGGGAGAGGAGGGGAGUGACAAUAACGGAGGGCAUGUGUUGGCGGUGGCGCUCGGCAAUGGCGAGAUCGUGCUGCUGCGGGGCCAUGAUGACGUCAGCCCUGUGCGUGUGCGCACUGGCUUGCGAGGCAACACGCUCGCCAUGGAGUGGGCCAACUCUAGGGAACUGCUCGCCGUUGCGGGCACUUUGCUACCUGAACCAAACGAGCCACUCGACGCACCACCGUACAAGAAUGUGGUUAAAUUCUAUUCGGAUACCGGCGCACUGAUUUACACCGUCCCAAUACCGUAUACUCAGGCGCGCGUGACGGCGCUGACGUGGGGUCACGCGGCGCGGCGUCUGUUCGUGGUGGUGGGGGGCGCGGUGUGCACGGCGCGCGUGUGGCGCGUGGUGGCGCCGCUGCAGCUGCUGGCGCGCGUGCGGGCUGCGCAGGCGCUGCGACACCCGCGCCUCGCCGCGCGCCUGCCGCUGCCGCCGCGUCUGCAGCCCGCGCUCACCAACCUCUUCGCACAUACUAUACGGUGCAACGUGCCCGAAACCAACGAGUUACGUCGUUUCGUGUCGCGGCCUCCGUCGGCGGGCGGACGCCUCCAUUGCACCAUGCUACGGCACGACGACGAGGAGGCAGGCGCGUACACGCUUUACUUGGAACACCUCGGCGGGCUCGUGCCGCUGCUGAAGGGCCGUCGCACCAGCAAGAUCAGACCUGAGUUCGUCAUAUUCGAUCCGCAGGCAGAAGAGCAAGCGUGCUCGACGGCGGCGCUGCGCGAGAGCAGCAGCAGCAGCAGCGGCGCGGGCAGCUCGUCCAGCGGCAGCGCCGGCAGCACCGCCAGCGCCGAGCGCCGCGCCGGCCCCGCCCCGCCGCGCUCCCCGCGCUCCCCGCGCGCGCCCCGCACGCCGCACACGCCGCGCCGCAACGCACACAGCUCACCACACACUUCUUCUUCAGACACCGAACGCGAAGAAGGAUGUUCUGGCUCUCCGCGGUUACAAAGACGCCGGCGUGCGCGCGAAAGGCGAAAAGUAAGAAGUACCAGCGAAAAGGACGAUACGCCAGACGAAUUGGCUUAUAUAGACUCAUUACCUGAAGACGUCCGUUUAGUAGAAGUGACUUCUAAUAUAUGGGGAACUAAGUUUAAAAUGCACGGCUUGGCCAAAAAUGUUCCCGCCAACCUGGGGCAAGUCACCUAUAAGACGUCACUGCUCCACUUGCAACCAAGACAGAUGACGCUUAUGAUAACAGAGCUGCGAGAUGACUAUCCCGUCGGUCCCGAUCCGACUUUUAAUCCCAACAUAUUUUCAGAAGACGAAGAGGAAGUUUUCCAUUCCAACGAUUCCAAUGAUUCUCCCUCCCACACUAACAACAACAUUAGAAGAAAGAUGGUGCUCAGCGACAGAAUAAAUAAUACCAAUAUUAUAAAUCAAAAUGACAGUUAUACCUCCAACAAUAAUAACACGAGCAAUCCUUCGCUCGCUCGUGCAGAAUCCUAUGACGAGUUUCCAUUCAUCGAUACUAACGACAGCGUGAACAACGUGCCCGAGAGCGUGUACUCCACUCCAGUGAGACACGCCACACAAGCUCCGGAGCGGAGGCUGAACAGCUCAGCCGGCGUGCCCAACCGACAUGCCAUCUCACCGCUGCGGUGUGAAAGUUCAGUACCAACUUUACAGUCGCCGAAAAAUGCAGUCGCACCAACAGAUAUAAUAUUCGAAAGGCCGUCACCGCAAACUGUCACUUGCGGUGGUCGUGGAGACUUCUGCGGCGGCGGAAGAACUGAUUACGGCGUCAGAUCUGAUAACACAGCUUUGAAGGGAAACUUAAACAAUAUUGAACAACAGUCAUUCAGCUUGAACCUCGGCCUCGAGCCGAGCCGACAAGUCACCAUUAAGAAGUGCGACGGUCACGUCACCGAUAAUUGCCUUUCAAAAUUACGUAAAAACAUAUGCGGCCGGAGCGACGUUGCGUACGAUGUGAACACUAGGAUUUUGAAAUCAUUAUGCAAUAGGAACUAUGAGCACGAGGUGCAUCCUGAUGCUCUAGGUCGCCGAACCGAUGCGCUCCGUAACUUACAGCGUGGCGAUGACUUGCGGUACAUCGACGAGGAAGCAACCGGCGAGACGUCCGCGCCGGGCCCCGCGCGAGAGCCACGCGUGGCUCGCACCACCACCGUUGUGCCCAUAAGCCCCGUGUGUGCCACCGUGCCCGUGUACGACACCAUGACACGCAGCUGCAGCGUCGGCUACCUCGACCUCGUGGACCCUUUACACGCACAUGUGAGCCUCGCCGCACUGCGUGGGGAGCCGCCCCGUCGCCUCGUGCUCGUCAACACACGACGCCGCGGCCGGGCUCGCCGGCACCCGCGUCAUGGCGAUGCGCGCCAGGCCGAUUCAAUCAAGACGCCGAGCUUACGUCGUUGCGGAAAAUCAAGAAGUUUAGAUUCAAGCGAGAUGGCAAUGACGCAAGAUCGUGGAAGGAGGACGUCCCGGACGGAUUCGAGGGCCGAAUGUUGUGCACACGCACGCCACCCGAGCACCGGCGGCGAGGAUACCAGCGCCACCAGCGCGGAAGAGACUGCGCGGCGGCCGCGACGGGAAGCGUUGGUGUGCACGGUUUGUCGGCUGAGCUCGGGCGCAGGCGCGAGCGCAGGCAGUGAGGGCGGCGAGCCGUACGUGUGCAUGUCAUGCAGCGCGCGAGCCUCACCCUCGCCUGCGCACGCGCCCGCCGUGCUGGCGCCGCCCGCGCCAUUGCCGUGCGCCUCGCCCUCGCCUACACCGGCGCUGCGCGCGUCCGCCACCGAUAGCGACUCCGACUACAGCAAGUAUUAUAGCUCGCUGGAGCAGCUGGCGCUGCGGCUGGUGGCGUCGCGCGCGGUGCGUGCGGUGCGGGGCGUGCGCGGGGCGGGCGGGGGCGGGGGCGGCGCGGCGCGGGAGACGAGCUCGGCGCCCGCCUCGCCGCGCGCCGCGCGCUCGCACCACGCGCCGCCCGCCGCCGCGCCCGCCACGCCGCGACACAACAGAUACUCCUCCACCUCGCCCAUACGGCAACUCCUGAACUCACCGCUGUUGAAUCGGCGCAGAAACAAGAAGCCGUCGGAAAGCUCCGACGACGAGUACUCGAACGGCGGAUACAGCGAGGUUAACAGCAGGAACUACAGGGACUUGGAGAGCUUCCAGAAAGCUCAGCUCAGAAACAAGUUAAAGCGCGCGGGCGGCGUCCCGACGUCGUCCAACAACAACGAGCCGCGCAACAGCGCCCGCCGACAACUCGUGAUGCACAACAAGGCGCCCAUGUGGAACGAGAACAGCCAGGUCUACCAGCUCGACUUCGGCGGCCGCGUCACCCAGGAGUCCGCCAAGAACUUCCAGAUCGAAUACCACGGGAAACAGGUGAUGCAGUUCGGACGUAUCGACGGCAACGCCUACACCCUGGACUUCCAGUACCCGUUCUCGGCGCUGCAAGCGUUCGCGGUGGCGCUCGCCAACGUCACGCAGCGGCUCAAGUGAGCGCGCGAGCCUGUCCUCGCCGCCGACCGCAGCCUGCGCUUCCUGUAGCCCCUGCCCCUGCUGGUGCCCCUGCCAGUGCCCCUGCCAGUGCCAGUGCCCAGGAUAUUACUCCUUCGUAUCGUCGGUUAUAUGCCUAGAAAUGUAAUGCACAGACCACACCGACGUCAAGUCAUGCACUAUACUUGUAUAAUUUAUUCCAUUAUUUGCCUAUUUGUCUUUUGUUAACGCGUCCGAUUGUAUCAUCUAUCGUGAUACGAAAUGAACAAAUGUUGCAAUACAGAUUUUUUUCUGUGAAUGUUGGAAUGCUUGAAUCGGGCACUGUUUGUAGGUCGAUAGACAUUUAUUUGCUUGUUGCGUUCACAAAGACUUGUCAAUCCGUGCCACGUGGUAUCCUUUGGACACAGGUCCGUUUUUAGACAACGUACUUAGUUGAUAUGUAAGAGGUUACAGCAAUACACUGUUAGAUAACGCAUUAUGAAAAUGAAUACGCCCAUCAAUAAAUAUUUUUACACAGGCUUGUAAGUAGGUAGGUAGCUUUGUAAAGUAUAUAAUUCCGUUGUCUCAAGGCCGAAUACACAAUAAAUCGAUGCCAUUGGGACCACGGUAACCGGUGAAAUCGUGUCUUACUUAUUGAUCACUAUAACGAAAGUAAAACAAUAUUUUAGGUACAAAUGUUAAGUAUUAUUACAAUAAGCAGUAAUGUGUGUAUGGAAUUAAUAUGGCUGUAAUUGUAUUGAUCUAUAGCAUAGGUGACUACCACUCGCCAAUCAUUUAUAAAUCAAGUGGCCUUUGUUUGGUUUUAUUGUUCUAAAGGAAUAGGACGUCAUGUAGGGCUAUCGUGGAUUUUAGUUAUUUCACUGCGUUCUAGAUAUCUAUUAUAUUACAUGUGUUUUGUUAUUUCUCUUGCAUUUACCACAUCGUGUUAUUAAAUUGGUUGGUUAAUAUGAUUUAGUAUGCAUGACUGUUGUGUGUUCCCUAUUUCCUUUACUGAGAAUAUAAUAUUUAUUAUGUUGUGUAGGUGUUGUCAACGAGAACAUACUGACAUCGUAUGAGCCUCUCGAUAAUGUUGUAUAUCCCAAUCUCAACACCUAAGAUUAUUAUUGAACAAAACAUUUCUAUUUACUAUAUAAAUAAAUUGUAAACGUGUGCUCAUUUCGACACACAAUUAGGAAUUUAAAUCGUGAAAUAUAAUUGUUGUAUUGUGUGUUACUCUUUAAAAAUGAAAUUGUUGUCAUAUUGAUGUUUUACAUUGCGAUUUGAAAAAUAUAAAAAGACGAAUGUAUAAUACCUCAUACCGGGAUAGAUUGUCGUCGCAAAUUAGUAUUGUUUUGUUUAUUUUAACAUACAUAUCUAUGGUUAAUUAUUAUCGUUAAGUUAUUAGUGAAAUGAUAUUGAGCUUAUGUUUUUAAUAAUUUAUUUGAAGACUGCACAUUGUAAAUAUAUUUUGUGAUAAUCAUUUUACGUUUAUAGUAUUGUCUAUUUUAGUAAUCAUAAGCUAUAGACAUUAAACGAGCCAAAUUAUUUUGUUUGCUCAAA
Manduca sexta (tobacco hornworm) is the source of this 5463-nucleotide messenger RNA. It is a transcript of the gene Tusp, whose product is annotated as tubby-related protein 4. The record is from RefSeq and is a predicted model, not a curated record. Gene Ontology annotation, molecular function: protein binding. NCBI's taxonomy places the organism in Eukaryota, Metazoa, Arthropoda, Insecta, Lepidoptera, Sphingidae.